Messenger RNA from Dipodomys spectabilis (banner-tailed kangaroo rat), 1815 nucleotides. It is a transcript of the gene Coq2, whose product is annotated as coenzyme Q2, polyprenyltransferase. Gene Ontology annotation, biological process: ubiquinone biosynthetic process. NCBI's taxonomy places the organism in Eukaryota, Metazoa, Chordata, Mammalia, Rodentia, Heteromyidae. The record is from RefSeq and is a predicted model, not a curated record. Bases 15 to 1100 code for a protein of 361 amino acids. Gene Ontology annotation, cellular component: mitochondrial inner membrane. The transcript is spliced from 7 exons.
GCCGCGCGAGCGCCAUGCUGGGCUUGCUGGGAGGCCGGCUAACGCUGGGCCUGCGGGCCUCAGCGUGGGGCCGUGCCCGCUGUUUCCCGGUUCUGACGCGCGCAGCGGGAGCGCCCCAGGUUGGGGAGCGGACGGCUUCUGCCCCGCCGGAAGCUCGCGGGCGCCCUCUCAGCCUGUCGGCCGCGGCCGUGGUAAGCUCGGCGCCCCGUCCUCUGCAGCCCUACCUGCGCCUCAUGAGGCUGGACAAGCCCAUAGGGACCUGGCUACUGUAUUUGCCAUGUACCUGGAGCAUUGGUUUGGCAGCUGAGCCAGGUUGUUUUCCAGACUGGUACAUGUUAUCCCUCUUUGGCACUGGAGCUAUCCUGAUGCGUGGAGCAGGCUGUACUAUUAAUGACAUGUGGGACCGUGACUACGAUAAAAAGGUUACAAGAACAGCAAAUCGUCCUAUAGCUGCUGGAGACAUUUCAACUUUCCAGUCCUUUGUUUUUCUUGGAGGACAGCUGAGCUUGGCACUGGGUGUUCUUCUGUGUCUGAAUUACUACAGUAUAGCUCUGGGAGCAGCAUCCUUACUUCUCGUCAUCACUUACCCACUAAUGAAAAGAAUCACAUACUGGCCUCAGUUAGCCUUGGGGUUAACUUUUAAUUGGGGAGCAUUGCUUGGAUGGUCUGCUAUCAAGGGUUCCUGUGAUCCAUCUGUGUGCUUGCCUCUUUACUUUUCUGGAGUUAUGUGGACACUGAUAUAUGAUACCAUCUAUGCCCAUCAGGACAAGAAAGACGAUGUUCUGAUUGGUCUGAAGUCCACAGCACUGCUGUUCAGAGAAAACACUAAGCAGUGGCUCAGUGGCUUCAGUGUUGCCAUGCUGGGAGCACUGAGCCUGGUGGGUGUGAACAGCAGUCAGACUGCACCCUACUAUACCGCUCUGGCCGCUGUCGGAGCCCACCUGGCUCACCAGAUUUACACUCUAGACAUCCACAGUCCUGCAGAUUGUUGGCAUAAAUUUGUCUCCAACCGAACAGUAGGAAUGAUCCUUUUUUUAGGGAUCAUCCUUGGAAAUUUAUGGAAAGAAAAGAAGACAGAUCAAAUAAACAAACAAAGAUAGUAGAAUAGGAAAUUGCCCAAUGAACUAGGAGAAGUAACACAGCUUUAAUGCCAGCAUUCAGGAAGUAGAAACAGGAGGAUCAAGAGUUCAAGACCAGCCUGGGCUACAAGCUACAUCAUAAGACAAUUCUCCUUAAAAACCAUAGGAUGGGGAUGAAGUUCAGUAGCAGAGCACAUACCCAGAAUGUGCCAGGCUCUGAAUAUCCUCAGCACCUAAAAACGAAAAUUAGCAAAUAGUUUAUCUAGGAAUUAUGAAAAUAUUUUUUAAGAAAACAUUCUCAGUUCUUAUAACCACAUUAUUAGAUUUGAAUGACUAGCCAGUUACAAUAUGUUAAAGAAGAACCAGAUGAAGAUUUAGAGCAUAUUUUCCUUGAUUCAAGUAAUUCAACUGUUUCCUAGCAAAAUUGUCUCUAGUCUCAAAAAUUAGGGGCUCUUUGGGAUUAAGUUGAUACAUUCUUUUGCCUUUUAUAAAAGUUGUAGGAAUUGGAUGAGUUUUAGCACUUUAGAGAAAACCUGAUAUGUGUCUUAUCUAAAUAAAUGUCUUCUUGAUCUGUAGAAAAAUGAACUUUUUUUAGGGGAAAAAAGUUCUAAUGGAAAGUUGGAGAAUAUUGUUAUUUUUUGUAACCAUCACCCUCAACUAAAAGCUGUAAUUUAGGAAAAUAUUACAUUGUGUUUUAUAAUAAUUUAAACAGCAAAUAAAAUUUUUACAUAUUAUA